AUGCCUUCUGACAAGCCCACCACAGCACCCGAAACAAAGGAUACUGCUGAGAAAACCGCCAUUGAAGCCAUUGAGGAAGAUGAUGAGUUUGAAGAGUUUGAACCAGCGAACUGGUCCGCAGGGGAUGAAGCAGCAGAAGAUACUCAACAAUGGCAAGACAACUGGGACGUUGAUGAUAUGGAUGAUGACUUUACCAAAAACUUGAGGGCAGAAUUGACGAGAAACAGCUAA
Cylindrotheca closterium is the source of this 231-nucleotide messenger RNA. The record is from the annotation of a GenBank genome assembly. Lineage: Eukaryota; Bacillariophyta; Bacillariophyceae; Bacillariales; Bacillariaceae.